AUGAAUACAGAUGGAGCUUCAAGAGGGAAUCCAGGUUCCGCAGCUGCAGGUGGAGUUCUCAGAGAUGAAUAUGGUACGUGGAUCUCUGGCUUUGCUUUGAAUAUUGGUGUGUGCUCCGCUCCAUUGGCAGAGCUCUGGAGAGUCUAUUAUGGCCUAUAUGUGGCAUGGGAAAGAAGGAUCCCACGAUUGGUCAUUGAGGUGGACUCGGAGAUUGUUGUUGGAUUCUUCAAUUCAGGGAUUAGCGAUGUUCAUCCUCUGUCUUUCCUAGUACAUUUGUGCUAUGGCUUUUUGUCACGGGACUGGAUAGUUCGGGUUAUGCAUGCUUACAAAGAGGCGAAUCGUGUGGCCGAUGAUUUAGCGAAUCACGCCUUUUCACUUCCGUUAAGUUUUUAUUUGUUUACCUCGGUUCCCGCUAAACUUUCAAUGCGGUUACUAAAGGAUGUCGAUGGCUCUACACGAGCUCGUUUUGUAAGAACUGAUUAG
Microthlaspi erraticum is the source of this 483-nucleotide messenger RNA. The record is from the annotation of a GenBank genome assembly. Lineage: Eukaryota; Viridiplantae; Streptophyta; Magnoliopsida; Brassicales; Brassicaceae.